Carassius carassius (crucian carp) is the source of this 1392-nucleotide messenger RNA. Its product is annotated as prohibitin-2-like. The transcript has 11 exons. Gene Ontology annotation, cellular component: membrane; mitochondrion. NCBI's taxonomy places the organism in Eukaryota, Metazoa, Chordata, Actinopteri, Cypriniformes, Cyprinidae. The coding region runs from base 474 to 1184 and encodes 236 amino acids. Gene Ontology annotation, biological process: mitochondrion organization. The record is from RefSeq and is a predicted model, not a curated record.
CCAUCCAAAACGUGUAUAUACCCAAGAGUACUACAUUACCCAUAAUUCCUUCAGGUUUGAGCGGAAGUUAAUCGUGACUUAAAACUCAGGGUAACUCAUGCAAGCAUGGCGAAUAAAGAGCCUAACAGGCUGCUCCAGAACCUAAAGGAUCUCGCCGGACGCAUGUCCUCUGGCUCAAAGGGUGCUGGACUUGGUCUGAAGUUGUUAAUUGGAGCAGGUGCACUUGCUUAUGGAGUCAAAUAGGCCACAUAUACAGUUGUUCAUGAGUCCUGCGUUGGUCCUUAGCAGUUCAUCUGCCUGCUGUCCUUCAGAAAAAUCCUCCAGCUUUUCCAAAAUCCUCCACCUUUUCCAAAAGUUACUGUAUGAUUUUGGGAAACAUCUUUUCACACUGAGGACAACUGAGGGACUCAUACGCAAAUAUUACAGAAGUGGAGGGCGGUCAGCGUGCAAUUAUCUUUAAUAGAAUUGGAGGGAUGCAGAUGGAUACAGUCCUCUCUGAGGGUCUCCACUUCAGGAUACCAUGGUUUCAAUAUCCAAUCAUAUAUGAUAUCAGAGCGAAACCAAGAAAAAUAUCCUCUUUAACAGGAAGCAAAGACCUGCAGAUGGUGAACAUCGCAUUGCGUGUGCUGUCUGUGGCUUCCAACCUUACUGUCUUGUACCAGCAUCUGGGAAAGGACUACGAUGAGCGCGUGCUGCCUUCCAUUGUAAAUGAAGUUCUGAAGAGUGUGGUCGCCAAAUUUAACGCAUCCCAACUAAUUACACAAAGAGCCCAGGUCUCUCUGCUCAUCCGACGGGAGCUCUUUGAACGCGCUAAGGACUUCAACAUUAUUCUGGAUGACGUGGCUAUCACAGAGUUGAGCUUCAGCAAGGAGUACACAGCAGCUGUGGAGGCCAAACAAGUUGCCCAGCAGGAGGCGCAAAGAGCUCAGUUCUUUGUGGAGAAAGCAAAACAAGAACAGAGGCAGAAAAUCAUCCAAGCUGAAGGAGAGGCCCAGGCAGCCAAAAUGUUGGGGAAAGCCGUCACAAAGAACCCUGGAUACCUUAAACUUAGAAGAAUCAGAGCAGCGCAGAACAUCGCCAAAACGGUAGCGGCUUCACAGAACAGGGUUUUCCUGAGCGCAGAUAGUUUGGUUCUGAAUCUACAGGACGACUCUUUUAACAAUUUGUCUCUCGGAAAGAAGUAACCCAUUCAGAAGCAAGUCUCAUUCCAGUUGUCAGAGGCUAUAUUACAAGUAACGUAUGUGUGUCCUUUGAGAUGGCAUUUUCUGAUUGAGUCACAAAUGAAUAUGUCAGUCGGGGGAAGACUCAUUCAAUAUCUAAUGGUGUAGUCCUGGUUGGUCAAUUAAAUUUGACUCGACAAAUUUUAAAAAAGAUAUUGCCGUUUGUGUUCAU